Molecule: messenger RNA, 3141 nt
Organism: Spathaspora passalidarum NRRL Y-27907
Lineage: Eukaryota; Fungi; Ascomycota; Pichiomycetes; Serinales; Debaryomycetaceae
Gene: DOT1
Product: histone methyltransferase
Exons: 2
Coding region: 1-3141 (1046 amino acids)
Biological process (GO): DNA repair; DNA damage checkpoint signaling; regulation of transcription regulatory region DNA binding
Cellular component (GO): nucleus
Molecular function (GO): histone H3K79 methyltransferase activity
Source: RefSeq, a predicted model, not a curated record
AUGCUGUCUUGCAACAGUUCACUUGGCCAAUUAAUACCUAGGUAUACAUCUUGUGUUAAUUCCGUUACAGCCAAAAAAUGUGAUAAAAGUGAUUUAGAACUCCUUCAUUCAAUGUACACAUAUGAUCUAACAAGAACUGGGUUAUCCAACGCAUUACCAAAUAUGACUAUAGAGGAAUGCAAAGUUUUAGUUCAAAAAUUUGCCGAUUAUUUGUAUUUCACUCCCAAGGAAACCGAAUAUCUCACAAAUAACCUAGAUAAACCAGUUGAGGAAUUGACCCAUGAAUUACCGUUAAGAACACAACAUUCAAUCACUUGUAAAAUACGUGAGUUGAGUAAAAGGAUUUCAAAGGUGAAAGUGGAAUCAUCGGAAUUGAAGCAUGGACCACUUACUGAAGAUGAAAGAGAGUAUUUGCAAACUUGUAUUAAUAAUGAUUUAACAUUAAGUGGUCUUGAAGAAACCUUCACUAAUAGACCUAUUGGAGAUAUUAUCCGACUAAUAAAAGAAGAAAAUGAUUCUAUACCAUUUACUUCUGGAGAAAAGGAAUUAUUAAAAGCAAAUAUCAAAAAUAAGAUUUCCGUGGAGGAAUGUCUUGAUGAUUUCCCCAUAAGAGAUGAAGAAUACGUCAGAGACAGAUAUAAAGAGUAUGAUUUUGUUUCCACUAGAGUUACCCAUUUCAACACCCCAGAAGAACGGUUAGUAUAUGAAGCAAGAUGGGCUAUGAUGAUGACUGGUGAUAGUACAUCUCGAAGAGCCAGUCGUAAGAGAAAGUUAGAAGAAGAUCUUGAAGAAAUGCAACGACAAUCAGCCAUAGUCGUGAAACCUGUAAAAGUUGAAUUAACUCCGGAAGAUAUUGAACGUAGAAAAGUCCAUGCACUCAAAAUCCAAGAGUCAAGAGAACGUAAAAGGUUAGAGGCUCUUCAAAAAAGGCUCGAAUAUCAAGCUAGGAAAGCUGCUGGAUUAAUUCCACAAAAACCUCGAAGUGAAGAUUCUAAGCAUUAUGGAUUGAAAGCACUUGUUUCUAGUUCUGAAUAUUUCCAAUCUGUGACUGGUGAUAAGAAAAAAGUCGAAGAAGGACAAAAGAGAAGAAGAAUACAAGCUGAACAUUAUACUCCUGAACUUCAUAUCAAAAAGAAAGUUGUUAGGUUGAAAACAACUGCUAGACAAGCAGAAAAGAAGAAACUUAAACAGGAAUUAAGGGAAAAGCAAAAAAAGAAGAAACUUACGGAAAAGGGUAAGCAACGUAAGAAGCCUGGUCCAAAACCAAAGAAAAAGAAGGAAGUUAAGGAGGAGUAUAUUGAAGAAGAAAUAGAAGACGAUGAUCCUACCCUGGAACCUGAAGAGGAGGAAGAAGAUUUUAUAAGUCCAUAUGAUCCAAUUGAUAUUAAUUCAGAUACGUUAAUUCCUUUGAACGGUCGUCAACUCUAUGUUCCAAGCUUUUAUGAUGAGAAACCAAGUGUUCCAAAAUUGAAUUUUGUUAAUGUUCCAGAAGAUUCUGUGACUAGUGAUGACAUGACUCCAUCCAAGAAAGUCAUGACUGACUUAAAUGAUGAUAUUUUAUUAGUUGAUAAUUUAGCGGCAGAGAUUGUUGCUACUCAUAACAAACAAUAUCGCGAUUUACCAAUUUCAUUCCCACCAUUCUUAAGUCCUCUAGGUAAAAUCAAUCCUUUGAAUGAAAUCAAGGUAAGGUUUUUACUUUAUCCACAACAUUGUGAACUGUUUAUUCUUGCCGAACCAAAAUCUAAUGAGUUGGAUCCAAUUUAUGAAAUUGUCAAAUUGUUUAUGAUUCAUUAUUCAUUAUAUUUUUCCCAUUCUGAUGUCCUUCGAGAAAUUAUCACUGAAGAUUAUUGUCAUAAAUUGGAAAAUUCCGUGGAAGAAAACGAUUUUUGUGAGUUCAUGAAUGUGAUUGAUAAAUGGAAUACCUUGAUGCUUAAACUUUCACCAAAUAGCAAUGCUGUGGAAGAAAUUUUAUCCAACAACAAAGACAUUAAUGCCGGCCCAAGACUGUACUUGGUUAGUCAGGAGAUCAAAACCGUGAUCAAUGAUGAAGACUUGAAAUUAGAAACUUUCUAUGGAGAAAUCAUGCUUGAAUCGGUAAGUCCAUCAUUCCAACUACUCAGAGAGUUGUCCUUGGAUGAAAAGAAUGAACCGCGAGCUGAAGUUGGACCCGGCCAUGCUGUUGUGCCAAUCAAUGUUUCUGAUGAAGUCAAGGAUUUAAAACCGGACAAUUAUGAAGAAACUUUGUUCAAGAGAUUCCAAGAGAAAACCACCGUGUCGAGAUUCACAAUCCAACAAAUUCUUUUACGUGUGUAUUCCCGAAUUGUUUCUACUGAUUCGAGAAAAUUACGUUCUUACAAAGCAUUCACUGCUGAAGUUUAUGGGGAAUUGUUACCUUCAUUUACCAGUGAAGUGUUGGAAAAAGUCAAGUUACUUCCAACUCAAAAGUUUUAUGAUUUGGGUUCGGGAGUGGGUAACACUACAUUCCAAGCUGCAUUAGAGUUUGGAGCUUGUUUAAGUGGUGGGUGUGAAUUAAUGGAACAUGCAUCGAAAUUAACCAAUUUGCAAACUGGAUUAAUUCAAAAACACUUGGCCAUCUUGGGAUUGCCAUCUUUGAAAUUAGAUUUCGCCUUGCUGCAAAGUUUUGUUAAUAAUGAAGCAGUGCGCAAUGUGUGUCUUGAUUGUGAUGUAUUGAUCAUCAACAAUUAUUUAUUUGAUGGAGAGUUGAAUGCUCAAGUUGGUAGGUUAUUAGUUGGUUUACGUCCAGGUACGAAGAUCAUCAGUUUGAGAAAUUUCAUUAGUCCAAGAUAUAGAGCUACUUUUGACACUGUGUUUGAUUAUUUCCGAGUUGAAAAACACGAAAUGAGUGAUGUUAUGUCUGUUAGUUGGACUGCUAAUAAAGUUCCUUAUUAUAUUUCCACCGUGGAAGACAAUAUUUUGCCUGAAUAUUUAAGUAAUGACUUUGAAAGAUCAGUUACUCCAAUAGUUAGACUGGGAUCAACUACCACUAAUGCUAGUGACAGUGUUAGCGCAAGUGUUAGUGUCAGUGCUACCGUCACACCCCAGCAAAGUCCUCAACAUAGUCCCGUUCCUUCAAACAGUCCCCCAACUUCUCCUUCCGCAUUAAAGUUUAUCCUUGAUUAG